UUCUUAACAUAUCCAACUGAUUUGUGCAGAGUUCGCUGAGCCAUGUGGUAGCGACUGACGGCGGACCUGUGCCCUGUAAGGGAGCAAUGACCAAAGAUCCGCACUUGGCGUUGAAAGACCCGCUUCUCUCCUUCCGAUCGCCCCCCUUGAGCCGCACCAGUUCUGGAGGGCCCGAAGACGUGCCACCCUCGCGGCGUCCGGUAGACGACCUCCAUGACUUCACGAAGGAGUUCAUCGAAAGAGGCUACCACGCUGAGUACUGCAACUGGAGGGACAGUUACCUGAAGUGGAGACAGGGCGACAGCAAAGGAGCCAAAGGAGAAAAUGUGGAAUCGACCCACAUCAAGAACAGGAUGAGCACCUUUGAGUACUGGUAUCCGACGGUGUCAGCCUACAACUUUCGACGAACUUGUGCUUAUUGGAUCGGAGUACUUUUCGUUGAGGGUUGCCUUUUCUUUCUUUGGCAGCCCUUGUUUGAGUACUACUGGGCACACCCUCCCGAGCGGAUGGAGUUUUGGAUUGCCAAGAUGCCCAUCUUGAUGGGAACCACCAUUUUUGGAGCUGGGAUCUACAUGGGCUAUGUUGAGCUGAUCAACAUGGACACUGACACCAGCUUAACCCGCCCCAACUUCUUCUGGUGCGAUUGGAAGGGGCUCUACCGGCUUCUCCAACAGCGAGAGGAAGGCGAGAGCGACCGGGGCGACGCCGAGUCGGACAGCGACUCGAGCUCCAGCGAGGUCUACUGGUACCAGCCCUUGUCGUCGAUCGCCGGAUGGCUGAUCUAUGUGGCUGGGGCAAUCCUCUACCAAGUGGCCAAUGUGGCAGACAUGUUCGACUUGGAAGAGGACCAGCAUGACUAUUUGGUGGGGUGGCCUUUGGUCUUUGGAGGCUUGAGCUUCUUCCUGGGCGGAUGCUGCGAGCUCAUCCACAACCGAUGCUGGGCGACAGCUCCCAACACCUUUGUUUGGUGGUCCUCAGUUUGCAACUUUGUGGGCGGCAUUGGCUUUUGGUUCUGCGCAUGCCCUGGCAUCUUCACAGGCUAUACCACCUUGAUUGGUGUCCAAGGCACUGUUCUCUAUUUGAUCGGAGCAAUCUUGGGCUUAUGCAUGUGGCGAACUGAGCAGUUUGGCCUCAGCUUGAUCUCCAACCUAAAUAGAGUCCAUCGGGUCGGUGGGACGCAGAUCGCCGUGCGCACGGAGAAGACCACCGGCGUAAGCCAAGUGGUUCCCAUCAGCAGAGCAGCCAGUUCACCCAACCAGGCUUUCAAGCUGGAUGAUGUGGACAAUGUUCUGGAAGAUAAGCUCUCCUGGAGGGGCUUGAGCUUUGUGGUCAUGUGCACCUUGUGGGGUUCCUCCUCGCUGCUGGGUGUGCUGACGGUUCCAGCUGCUCCCUGGGAGUAUGAAUCAACAUCACGAACGUUGAGGAGGCACUUGAUAAGUCAAGAGAUGACCAGCAUCGCCCAUGCGAUAGGUGCUCACCUGAUCAUCCUUUUGAACUCGGUGUCGGUGCAUGUACCCUCCGAAGAGCCUUACCGGCUGCUGACCUUGGCCAUGCGCUUGCUUGUGAUGGUCAUGACGACACAGGCGGUCAUGUCCGUUUCGACCUUCCUGGUUGACGAGCACCAAUAGCUUGUGAAAGAAGGUCUCUUGUGACUCGAGGCGCAAAGAAGCCAAGACGGGUGAUUUCGCAUGGCGAGACGGGGACUUUGACUUCGAACUUCAUUGAAGUCAAGUGGAAGUCGUUCAGGAAACUGAAGGCGAUUUUUGAUCGGUUUUGUAUUUCAAGCUUGCGCUCCUCAGCGUUUUCAUCGUUCGGCUCCCCAAUAGCUCCGCGAAGCGUGAGUGUUUGAGCCCGGCCCAUCGCCGAAGCUCAGCGUGAGGACCGUCGAGGCCACGAUUAGGUCAAACA
Messenger RNA from Durusdinium trenchii, 1908 nucleotides. Lineage: Eukaryota; Dinophyceae; Suessiales; Symbiodiniaceae. The record is from the annotation of a GenBank genome assembly.